Oppiella nova is the source of this 2642-nucleotide messenger RNA. The record is from the annotation of a GenBank genome assembly. NCBI's taxonomy places the organism in Eukaryota, Metazoa, Arthropoda, Arachnida, Sarcoptiformes, Oppiidae.
GUUGAACGCCAUUUGCAUUGAAUUAGACUGAAGUGAACACAAAAAGCCAUUCAUUUGUGUCAAGUGUUGUCCACAGAAGUGAUUGAAUUGUGUGUCUGUCUGGCGAUCACUCGAUUGGGUCCACCGGUGGUCCUACUGAUGAUCAAAGCGACGAACAAAUAAGCAGUGAAUGAAAGGUUGUCUGAAGAGAGUGUUGAGUGGAUGUGAUGUCAAUGUCAUACUCGACGACCACUGAAGGCAUCACUCAAUCGCGACCUCAAGUCAACCCAUCUUUGUAUUCGUCACAUCCAUCACAUCCCAACCCAAACGCAAUGCCAGUGUCGGCGCCACAGGAGAAGACCCUUCUAUGGCAGCAGAACCAGUACAUGGACUCCGGGGUCCACUCGGGGGCCACCACUCAGGCGCCGUCCAUCACCGGUCGCGACGACGACUUGGAGUCGGACGCCAUGGCCUACGACUGGGACCCGAACUUCGGUGAGGCCUUCAGCGAUGAGGCGGUCGAUGAGAUGAACCAACAGCUGAAUCAGACGCGAUCGCAGAGAGUGAGGGCCGCUAUGUUUCCCGAGACUCUGGACGAGGGAAUGGAGAUCCCGUCGACUCAGUUCGACUCAACACAACCCACGGCUGUCCAGCGGCUGUCAGAGCCGUCGCAGAUGUUGAAGCACGCGGUGGUGAACCUAAUCAACUAUCAGGACGACGCAGACCUGGCCACCCGUGCCAUCCCGGAGCUCAUCAAACUGCUGAACGAUGAGGACCAGGUGGUCGUGGGACAGGCGGCUAUGAUGGUCCACCAGCUCUCCAAGAAGGAGGCCUCCCGUCACGCCAUUAUGAACUCACCACAAAUGGUGGCCGCGUUGGUGAAGGCUAUGUCGCAGUCCAACGACUUGGAGACCACUAAAUGCGCGGCCGGUGUCCUCCACAACCUCUCGCAACACAGACAGGGAUUACUCGCUAUCUUCAAGUCGGGCGGAAUCGCAGCUCUCGUGAAGCUCUUGAGUUCACCGGUCGAGUCGGUGCUCUUCUACGCCAUCACAACCCUUCAUAACCUACUCCUACAUCAAGAGGGCUCCAAAAUGGCGGUCAGACUGGCCGGUGGUCUCCAGCGGAUGGUCACUCUGUUGCAGAGGAAUAACGUGAAGUUCUUGGCCAUUGUGACGGACUGUCUGCAGAUCCUGGCGUAUGGCAACCAAGAGGGCAAACUCAUUAUACUGGCGUCGGGAGGGCCGGCAGAGUUGGUGCGCAUCAUGAGGUCAUACACUUAUGAGAAGCUCUUGUGGACCACUUCCCGAGUGCUCAAAGUGUUGUCCGUCUGCGCGAGCAAUAAGCCAGUGAUCAUCCAAUCGGGAGGAAUGCAGGCGUUGGCCACACACCUGAACCACCAAAACCAUAAACUGGUUCUGAACUGCUUGUGGACUCUUCGCAACCUAUCGGAUGCGGCCACCAAUCAGACCAAUCUUCAGCCUUUAAUGCAGAGCUUAGUUCAGUUGUUGAACACAUCGGACAUAAAUGUGGUGACGUGUGCGGCCGGCAUACUGUCCAACUUGACGUGCAAUAACCAGAACAACAAGACUAUUGUCUGUCAAGUGGGAGGCAUUGAGGGUUUGGUGCGAACCAUAAUCAACGCGGGCGACCACGAAGAGAUCACUGAACCGGCUGUCUGUGCGCUCAGACACCUGACCUGCAGACACGCCGAAUCAGAAAUGGCUCAAAACGAUGUCCGCCAUCACUAUGGUUUGCAAGUGAUCAGUAAACUCCUGAACCUCCCGAGCCGUUGGCCAUUAAUCAAAGCGGUGAUCGGUCUGAUCCGUAAUCUGGCGCUCUGUACGGCCAAUCACGAGCCCCUCCGAACUCACGGCACUAUUCCACGUCUGGUGCAGCUGUUGACCAAAGCCUAUCAGGAGACCGGACAGCGAUCCAGUGUUGCCUCCAAUGGCAGCCAAUCGAGUGCUUUCACGGAUGGCGUCCGGAUGGAGGAGAUAGUGGAAGGAACUGUCGGUGCUUUGCAUACCUUAGCUAAGGAUGUGCAUAAUCGGGCUGUGAUUCGCAGUUUGAAUGUAAUCCCCAUUUUCGUGAAGUUGUUGUACAGUGAAGUGGAGAACAUCCAACGCGUGGCCGUCGGUGUGCUCUGCGAACUCGCCAAUGAUAAAGAAGGUGCUGAGAUGAUCGAGGCACAGGACGCCACGUCUCCUCUUACAGAACUAUUACAGUCUCGUAAUGACGGAGUGGCCACAUAUGCGGCGGCUGUGCUCUACAGCAUGUCUCAGGACAAGUCCCAGGACUACAAGAAGCGUCUUUCGAUGGAAUUAUCGAAUUCCUUAUUUCGAGAAGACGGCGCCAAUUGGGGCACUAAUGCCGACAUCGAUAUGGGAAUGUUGGCCGCAGACGACACCUUCCACGACCCCAUCUAUCACGGAAGCCAAGGACCGUCUAGUGUUCACUCGACCGGCAGUCGUAAUCCAUACCACACGGGACCAUAUGAUGCACAGGGUCUCGACCCCCUGGGCCCACACGGAGGUUAUGUGCAUUCGGUAAUGUCUGCAAUGGACCAGCCCAUGGAUAUGGGAGAACCAACUGAUCUCAACUUUGAUGCACUUGAAGGGGCACUAAAUCCUAUGACUCCCCACCAACAGCAGCAGCAACAA